Malus domestica (apple) is the source of this 1425-nucleotide messenger RNA. Its product is annotated as LOB domain-containing protein 4-like. The record is from RefSeq and is a predicted model, not a curated record. NCBI's taxonomy places the organism in Eukaryota, Viridiplantae, Streptophyta, Magnoliopsida, Rosales, Rosaceae.
CCUAUUUCAGUCUUCAUUCUCUGCUCUCUGCUUUUUUUCUUCUUCAACUAAAUUAGCUACCUCUUUGUUUUGUCUGUCAUCAGCUUCUACUUCACACUCAUAAGAUAGGCCUUUGUCCUUCUAUUUCAAGGCAAAAUUGUGUUACCCUACAAAACUAGGGUUACUGCAUACUGUUGGGGGCUGCGUUUGUCCAACGAAGAUCAGACACGUGGCAAGCAUGAAGGAGAAUGGCAGCAGCAGGAAACAAGGUGCACCCUCGCCCUGUGCAGCAUGCAAGCUUCUCAGAAGAAGGUGUGCUCAGGAUUGUGUGUUCGCUCCCUAUUUUCCUGCGGAUGAGCCCCAAAAGUUUGCUAAUGUUCACAAAGUGUUUGGUGCCAGCAAUGUGAACAAGAUGUUGCAGGAGCUGCCAGAGCACCAGAGAGGAGAUGCAGUUAGUAGCAUGGUGUAUGAAGCAAAUGCCAGGGUGCGAGACCCAGUUUAUGGGUGCGUUGGGGCAAUUUCGUCUUUACAACAACAAAUUGAUGUGCUUCAAACCCAACUGGCUGUGGCUCAGGCAGAGGUGGUGCACCUCAAAGUGCGUCAGACCGCAUCAUUCUCGAACCAUGGGUUAAGUCCGGCUAGCCCGAGUAAUAGUAGGUCACCCUCAUCUAAGUUCAUGGGCUCUCAGGCUCGACCCAUUUUCGACAUGGAUAUGAUGGUGGACCAUACCAGCUUGGGAAUGGGAGAGUCCAUGUGGUCAUGCUAAGCUUAAUUAAUUGAAAACAUUUUUGCUCACCACGAUAAACUAUGGUGUAUGCUCACCAUACAUCUAAUUAAUUGACACGUGUCAUUUCACUUAACUCUAGUUAACUUUCACAUUAAAUGUUAGUUUUUCAAUUUUGAAAAAAAUUAACCAAGAUUAAGUGAAAUGACACAUGUCAAUUAAUUAGGUGUAUGGUGAGCAUACGUCAUAGUUUAUGGUGGUGAGCAAAAAUGCUUCCUAAUUAAUUACUGAAGUCUACUCUACUAUAAUCUAGAGAGUAAUUAGCUUUGGUCAUCAUGCCUAAUAUUUGCUUUAGCACUUAUAAUAUAGUCCUUAAUGUACAUCGGGGGUAAACCUAAGGACGGUUACAACAGUUCAAGCGGUGACGGUGACAAUGACAGUGACCAAGGCGAUUCGCCCGCUUCAGUUUGAGAAGGGUUUUCCAUUAGUAACUGGAUUGUAAAUAUUAGUUUAACUUAUCGAUAUGUACAUUGGGUAAUCAUAUAGUCUUGUGGGACUUUUUAUAUUUGCUCCAAGCGACUUGAUGACUUUGGAUGUGUGAAUCCACUAAACAAAUUGGUAGUUUGGAAACAAAAUUGGGAAGAGGAUUGUAGUAGGAUUUGCAGAUUAUGGAGCAGUAAAUGUAUGAAAUAUUAUUAAAAAAAAAAGUUAUUUUCCUCUUA